Peromyscus eremicus (cactus mouse) is the source of this 2469-nucleotide messenger RNA. RefSeq names its product RAB, member of RAS oncogene family like 3 (gene Rabl3). Gene Ontology annotation, cellular component: endomembrane system. Bases 65 to 775 code for a protein of 236 amino acids. Gene Ontology annotation, molecular function: GTPase activity. Lineage: Eukaryota; Metazoa; Chordata; Mammalia; Rodentia; Cricetidae. The record is from RefSeq and is a predicted model, not a curated record. The transcript has 8 exons. Gene Ontology annotation, biological process: intracellular protein transport.
AACCCCUGCGCUGAUUGGCUGAGGAUCCAGGAACGGGCGUUACCCUUAAGGAAAUCGUGGCAAGAUGGCGUCCCUGGAUCGGGUGAAGGUUCUGGUGUUGGGAGACUCAGGUGUUGGGAAAUCCUCGCUGGUCCAUCUUCUAUGCCACAAUCAAGUUCUGGGAAAUCCAUCAUGGACUGUGGGCUGCUCGGUGGAUAUCAGAGUUCAUGACUACAAAGAAGGAACCCCAGAAGAGAAGACCUACUAUAUAGAAUUAUGGGAUGUUGGAGGCUCUGUGGGCAGUGCCAGCAGUGUGAAAAGCACAAGAGCAGUGUUCUACAACUCUGUAAAUGGUAUUAUUUUAGUACAUGACUUAACAAAUAAGAAGUCAUCUCAAAACUUAUAUCGCUGGUCAUUGGAAGUUCUCAAUAGAGAUUUGGUCCCAUCUGGAGUCCUGGUGACAAACGGGGAUUAUGACCGAGAACAAUUUGCUGAUAACCAAAUCCCACUGUUGGUAAUAGGGACUAAACUGGACCAGAUUCAUGAAACCAAGCGCCAUGAAGUUUUAAUUAGGACUGCUUUCUUGGCUGAGGACUUCAAUGCUGAAGAGAUUAAUUUGGAUUGCACAAACCCACGGUCCUCAGCUGCAGGCUCCUCCAAUGCUGUCAAGCUCAGUAGAUUUUUUGAUAAGGUCAUAGAGAAGAGGUACUUUUUUAGAGAAGGUAAUCAGAUUCCAGGCUUUCCUGAUCGAAAGCGGUUUGGAGGAGGAGCGUUCAAGAACUUCCAUUAUGACUGAGUCGCACUCACCCUUUGGAAGAGCGAGCCGUGGCAGUCUGCACAGCUCUCCUCUGCCUGUGGCAGGCUAUUAACUUCUCAGGCUUUGAUGAAAACAUCUCAAAACGCUACCUCACCCUCUCAUGGAAGAUUGAAAGACAGCAACGAUGUGGAGCUCCUGCUUGGUCCCUGUUCUCUGUGUUGCUCACCUCCCUGUCCCUGCUGAUAGCUUAUGUAAAAGCCUCAUGAGGACAUGAGAUAUUGUCAGACCAGCGCAGUAAAGGAGCGGUGACGAGGACUGCAGAGAAGACUGACUCUUGCUCGGAACCAGAGGGCGUUUUAGGUCCACGAUUUUCCCACACUCGCUGCUGAAGGCUUAAUUAAGUACUUCAGAAACAUACCUGAGUUGUUAUACCUUUUUGUGGGGAAAGGUCAUGUUAACCACCCCUGAGUUAUCCACCCCAAGCCAUCUCUGUCAUUUUUAAAGAUGCCAACUGGUGUUAUUUCAUUUUCUCCGGCCUCAUUACACACAGGGAUGCCUAAGAAUAGCAACCCUGUCUCCUCAUCCCUGGAAAAGGCUUGGUGUCUGGGAGAGACGAACCAAUAGCAGGACUUAAUAGAAAUACAAAUUAAUAAUAUAUGGAGACUAGACCAGAAAAGAAGGCUUCUGUGAGCCAUUGACGGCUUCUCCGCUCCUUAGGGUGCGGCUUUCCAAGUGUCUCCGCUUUCUGUUUGGAAAUGGGGUGAAAUCUGAGAGCAGCACACAGCAGUAAGAGACUUAUUGCCUCUUUGGUGUUUGUUGUUUUUCUGGUUUGGGUUUUAGUUUUUAGAGGAAAUUCAGCUUUAAUGCCCUUUAAUAUGAUGAACAGUAAACUAAGAAUAUUAUCCUUGAGUUAACACUGUAUUUAAGUAAGUUCCAGAGUAAUGCAUUCACAUAAAUUAUGAACCACUGUUUGGGGUUUCAUAAUCACGCCACAGCUUUUUAGCAAUGAUAUGUAUGUGUUUGCAUAAUUGUUCAUCAGUAUUUCCUAGCCCAUCUUUUUUGCCAGUUUAAUUCUCUCAGCCCAGUUCUUCCUUAGUUUAUAAAAUUGGUUGCAAAAAAGGGACUAUAAUUGGCUACUGCGUUCAACACCUUAUUAUCCAGAUUCUGCUCUGCUGAAGCUCUCUGCUCCCUAGUUUUGCACCAAAUUAAAAAAUAGUAUUAUAAAUGCACAGUUGCAGUUCUUUUAAAACCAGGUAAGAACUACUAAGUUCAUCUUCCGUUCAUUUGGACUAAAUUUCAGAAGGACUCGGGAAGGCAGGGUAUGCUGGGAAGGAGUAUGAGCAGCUCAGAAAGGCGGUCCUUGGAUUGGAAGAGCACUUCUCCCGAGCUGGGCUGUUCUGUCUUUACCUCCUCACUGGCAAGACCAAGGCCAGUUUUGGCUUCUUUGCUGGCUUGAUUGUUCUCUGAUAUAAUUGUGUUAUACAAAUUAUGAUCUGUGUGUGGAAUUUGGCACAAGUAUGUUGUGGCAGAGGCUGUAAAGUUGAGAAAGUAGAAACCAAAUGCUACACGAAGUCCUAUCUAAACUAUCUAAAACUCUUCAUAUUUCUUUUAAAAGUUAAAUCAAGGGGCAUGAACUGCAACUCAACAGUAGAGCAUUUACAUAGCAUGUGCAAGGCAUUAGAUUUGUUUCCAAUAUCAAAAAUUUUAAUAAAAAGUAACUAAGUUAAAACCCA